AUGUCUGCCAUCAACUUGCGAUUCCUCUAUCAUUUCUCAUCUAGCAAAGAAAUGUCUCGCUCACAACUACGCCCGAUAUUCUUGCUUCCAGUCGUCGGGAAAUACGGAAUUAGCGCGGAUGUUCUAGGAUGCAGGGAUCAAAUCAAAGAACGACCAGCGAGCACCGGCACCGUAAUAUGUGGAGUCGUAAUCGGAAUCUUGACUGGCCUGCUAAUACUGGGCACCGUGGUUGACAUUUUCUGCGGCAACGAUACACGAGGUCUCGUUCGAGUCGCUCGAUGUUUUUCGGCCCGCGCAAACUACCUGAGGUUCACCAAUACCACCCUGACGCCCGAAUCGAGGAGAUUAGAUUGUUUGCACGGGAUUCGAGCCCUGAGCGCACUGUGGAUUCUCUACGCCCAUGUUUGCCUGAAAGACUGGGGCAAUGUGGAUGGCAUCCUGACCCUCCUCUGGAUGUUCAAAUCCCCAUCCGGCGUGAUAUUGAAUCAGUUCGUAUUGGCCUUGGAGACAUUCUUCACACUUCUCGGCUUUUCAUUGUACAGGCUUGUCACCCAAGAGCGGAAGCGAAAUAAUAUGCCUGCAUUGAAGCUCGCGUUGAAAGUGAUCCUGCGUCGUGCAGUCAGGUACAUUGUUACGGGCAUGGGAGCCAUGGCCGUAUUCUAUGUUCUGCCUCUCAUUACUUCGGGACCAGGCAUCGACUAUAUGUAUCCGUACCUUGAGGACUUUUGUAAUGCGAGAUGGUGGUCGUAUCCCAUUUUCAUAAACAAUUUGUGGACAAUUCAAGACAUCUGCGUCGAGAACCAGUGGUACACCGCAGCAGAUAUGCAGAUUGUUUGCAUACUCAUUCUACCCAUCUGUUUGCUAAUCCGGGAGCCAGGCAAGGGCAUCCGAAUCCUUCUAUAUCUUGUCGGGGGCUCGAUGGUGUACGCUGCGAGUCUGACGUAUUACUAUGGCGCGUCUCCGAUAUUUUUGCUGCUACCGAACCAAGCAAUAGCGUCAUUGCAAUUGCUAUCCCACCUGCACAACCAUAGCCUCGCCCACCUGAGCCCGGCAGCCGUCGGUGUCCUCGGUGGAUAUCUCAUCGACAAAUAUAGAGAUAUCGAUCUCGGGAAAACCGUGUACAGAGCCGGUUGGAUCUUAUACAGUGCUGUCAUAAUCGCUUUCGGAAUGGGCUUAAUCCGCUGGUUUCUGAGCCGUCCGAAUUUCAUCGUCCUCAGUCGAUUAUCCUUGAGCUUUUACCUGAUGCAGUGGCCGGCCCUGUGGCUUUCCAUGUUCUCCACACGGAAUCCGUAUUCCGCCUCUCAUUACCAGCAUAUAAAAGGAGGGGAUCCGAGAGCGAAGCUCUGCACCCGCUCGAGCGACGAGAGCUCGAGCUUCGAACGGGCUGUAGAGACUCCCUGGGAUAGAGUUGAAAGGAGGCGUCAGGGUUUCGGCGAAGAAUCUGUGGAGCACCGGAGAGUCGCCCUCACAAUAGAUCAAUCUCCUGGAAGGGUAAAGAUCGAGAGAACCUCCGACUACUGCUCCUUGGCACUGACUACGAUCAGAUUAACGCUCCAUGCCAUCAGCGUGGUGAAUGAUGGCCGAGAUGCCUGA
Messenger RNA from Galendromus occidentalis (western predatory mite), 1593 nucleotides. Its product is annotated as O-acyltransferase like protein. Lineage: Eukaryota; Metazoa; Arthropoda; Arachnida; Mesostigmata; Phytoseiidae. The record is from RefSeq and is a predicted model, not a curated record. The transcript has 10 exons. Bases 1 to 1593 code for a protein of 530 amino acids.